UAUUGGCAAUUGAAUUGUUUUGACACUAAACGCACAACUAUCGACUCUGAAUAACCAAUUAUGUUGAGGUUUUCUAUUAUCGUCGCUUUUUGCCUUUUGGCAACUCAUUGUGGAGCUCACAAAAAAAUCGUGAAAGUGGUUGAGCCUGCGGAUUGCGCUGCCGCUGCGGAUGUCGAACUAUGUCGGGAUUUCCGAGACAUACGCAACCUAAUUGAUGCCAACACACUCGUAUAUUAUAUCUCAUCGGGCUACUUCCAGGACGAAAGUUUCCGCAAGGCUAUGGACUUUGUUAAAACCGAUCAAUUCAAAUCGGUAUCGAAGCAAAUUGCCGAAAGUAAUGCUUAUCAGAAGCUACUUCAACGCUUCUCUAAUGCCGGCAUCAAUACCGAUAGUAUUGCGAGCAUUGCCAAUAUAUUCGAUUGUUUAAUGCUCUCGAUGCCCAAGUACGGCGAUGUGGAUUAUUCUGACAGCAUUGAAAUGCAAUCGUUGGUAGUGCCGCGUUCCUUGCAGGACGUUGCUACGAAUUUGAUGAACGCAAUUCCACGUUCUGACUUCCGCAAAUUGAUCAACGAGAAAUUGCGCAACAAUAGCGAAUUUGCUAAAUUUUAUCGCAUCGUACGCAGCAAGAGUUUCAAACGUGAAGUUAAGAAAUUAUUUGCUACAUACCAAUUAAAAUAUCCACUGAGCGUGCUGAAGCGUCACCAUAUUGAUUUGGUAAAAUUGGCCAAAAUGGCUAAUCAAAUCUUCGAGUGGGGUCCAUCCUAUUAAGCCAAGUUAGCUAAAGAUCCGGUCGAAAUGCUUUGGUCGACAGUAGCAAAGUAUUUGUGCUCGAUGACGCGGCAAUGAUACAUACAUAUUGUACAUAUUUUAACAUAAAUAUAUGAAAAAUUUUGUGCGACCAUCAUAUAAAUUGUAAUGGGCUGAAAUCAAUAAACAAUUAGACCACGCGCAAAAAA
Molecule: messenger RNA, 956 nt
Organism: Rhagoletis pomonella (apple maggot)
Lineage: Eukaryota; Metazoa; Arthropoda; Insecta; Diptera; Tephritidae
Exons: 2
Coding region: 61-768 (235 amino acids)
Source: RefSeq, a predicted model, not a curated record